ACAAACCCCUGGAAGGAGUUCCCUCCCCCGUGGGAACUUAGAACCACACUCUAAAGGGCUUGUCAACCUGUCCCUUCACUCGGGUGACCGCUGGCUAACCUACAGCCGAUCCGUAGAGUCGGGACUCAAAUCUGAGCAAACGCGGGAGUCAGCUAGGGAAGUCCCUCUCUCUGGUCGUGCCUGCGAGCCUGCGUCCAGAGUCCAGAGGGCUUUUGGGAGCCACCGCCAUCGGUAGGGACGCCCGUGGGGAUGCUGGAGCCCCGGCCUGCCGGCAGCGUGGGCACGCCGGGUCCUUUCCAGACGCACAGCUGGAGGCGUCCUGACUUUUGAUCCCUGUCCCAGCUCCCACAGUUCAGUCCUGGCCUCGGCGGGAAGCUAAGGACCGCUCCGCCGGAGCCGUUUGCCUCCCUGCCCCCCGCACGAUCGUCGUAAAGUGCUGUAAAGAGCCCUGCUUUCCGGCACCGUAGGUGAGGCCCGGAAGGUCUGUCUCUGCCCGGCACAUGGUACUGGAUCUGCUAUUACAGAAAGGCUACAGUGAGACUUUGAGGGGCGUUAGCGAAGCAUCCACGAGUCCCUCAGCGGUCUCCCCGUCCCUGGAGUUCGAAAUGCUUUACCUGAUCGGCUUGGGCCUGGGAGAUGCCAAGGACAUCACAGUCAAGGGCCUGGAAGUUGUGAGGCGCUGCAGUCGAGUGUAUCUGGAAGCCUACACCUCAGUCCUGACUGUAGGGAAGGAAGCCCUGGUAUCACACUUGUUAUCUGGAAUUCUUUUAAAGUCAAUUUCAAGAGAAAAGAUGCAAAAUGGCUUGACUGAUGGAAGUCAUGAAGGCAACUGUAGCAGCGUUGCCAUUGACAGAGGAGGAGCGGGGCUGUUGACAGAUUCUGCUUAUUUGGCUACAACACACAGCGAUCUUAUUCUGAGAGCAACCAAGUUGGGAAUCCCUUAUCAAGUUAUUCACAAUGCCUCCAUAAUGAAUGCUGUAGGCUGCUGUGGUUUACAGUUGUACAAGUUUGGAGAAACUGUUUCUAUUGUGUUUUGGACGGACACUUGGAGACCAGAAAGCUUCUUUGACAAAGUGAAGAAGAACAGACAAAAUGGCAUGCACACAUUGUGUUUACUUGAUAUCAAAGUCAAGGAGCAGUCUCUGGAGAACCUCAUCAGGGGAAGAAAGAUCUAUGAACCUCCUCGAUACAUGAGUGUGAACCAGGCAGCCCAGCAGCUUCUGGAAAUUGUUCAAAAUCAGAGGGCACGCGGGGAAGAACCAGGUACUUUGCCUGUUAGGUUGUUUCUUCUCUACAGAUACAUCAUUUCGUAUCUGAUAUACACUCACACCGCACUGAAGCAGGGUCAGUGUUUUUACCUUGUUAGGUAUGUCUUGUAUUUUUCCCCUAAUUUUAGAUCCCACAGGAUUCAAGUUAUACUAAAAGAAAAAUAAUUGAGUUAUUUACAG
Messenger RNA from Cricetulus griseus (Chinese hamster), 1448 nucleotides. NCBI's taxonomy places the organism in Eukaryota, Metazoa, Chordata, Mammalia, Rodentia, Cricetidae. The record is from RefSeq and is a predicted model, not a curated record.